Hemisphaericaspora subhashii is the source of this 792-nucleotide messenger RNA. RefSeq lists its product as uncharacterized. The record is from RefSeq and is a predicted model, not a curated record. The transcript has a single exon. NCBI's taxonomy places the organism in Eukaryota, Fungi, Ascomycota, Pichiomycetes, Serinales, Debaryomycetaceae. Bases 1 to 792 code for a protein of 263 amino acids.
AUGUUGAAAUCAUUAAAGCUUAAACCUAGACUAAUAAUAAGCGAUUGGGAUGAAACCAUAACCGUGAAAGACACAAUAAGAUUGGUAGCAGAGACUGCAUAUAUUUUUAAACCAGAUUGUACUCCAUCCUUUGACCAUUUCCAAAAAGUAUACCUUGAUUCAUAUGCCAAUUACCAAGAUUCAUUUGGAAAACGUGACACCCUUCAUAGAGAGAUUGAAUUUUUAAAUGGGUUGAGGUCGGUUGAGAACUCUUCAAUUGAUAGCAUUGUGGAACAUAAGAUAUUUCAAGGACUAACUCCUGAUCAAUUUAAAUCCCAAGCUCCUAAAAUUGUUCUUCGUCCAGGUUUUAUAGAUUUUUUAAAAACAUCCCAGAAGUUAGAAAUCCCGUUUGUGAUUUUAAGUGCCAAUUGGACAAGUAUCAUUAUAAUUGAGUGUCUUAGAUUAAAUGGUAUUACUGUAGAUAAUGACAAAAUCAAAGUAAUUACUAAUGAACUUGAAUUUAAACAAGAAAAUGGAGAAUUGGUAACUACAGGUGAAUGGGAUAAAAAGAGGGUAAUAAGAAUUUCUCAGGAUAAGUUGCGAAUUGUACGGGAGCUUAAGAAGGAGGAAGAGGAGGAGCUUAUUUAUAUUGGUGAUAGUUCCAAUGAUUUGUUACCUCUAUUGGAAUCAGACAUCGGUUGCGCAAUUAAGGACACUAAGCUUGCGUCAAUGUUAAACUCACUUGGUUUAAUUAAAGAUAACAAAUAUCACAUAGGGACAUGGUCAGAUUUUAUACAACUAUUAUUAAAAUAA